AUGCUUUGUGGAGUUGUCCUAAUGCCCAAAAGUUUGGAAAAAAGUGCUGCUCAGGGAGGUCGUUCUUGUGCACAAGAAGUGAUCUUCAACAGAGCUCAUUCCUUGGCUGAUGAAUAUGGAAGUCUUGUGAAAGGGGAACCUAAAUUAAUUGUAGAGAAACCAACCAAAUGGUCUCCUCCUCCUGUUGGUAAAUAUAAACUGAAUGUUUAUGCUGCUUUUAUUCCCGAAACAGGAGUGGGUGGAAUUGGUGAUGUUGUUAGAAAUGACAAAGGGGAAGUGAUGGCGGCUAUGGCCCUUCCUCUUGCCACUGCCACCUCACCUAACCAUGCAUAG
Prunus armeniaca (apricot) is the source of this 333-nucleotide messenger RNA. The record is from the annotation of a GenBank genome assembly. Lineage: Eukaryota; Viridiplantae; Streptophyta; Magnoliopsida; Rosales; Rosaceae.